GGAGGUGGUCGAGCGGGGCUUGGGAUGGUGCCCGGGGCCGAAGGCCCGGCCCGCGCUGGCGGCCUGGUGGCCGACGUGGUCUUCGUGAUCGAGGGCACUGCCAACCUGGGGCCCUACUUCGAGGGGCUGCGGAAGCACUACCUGCUGCCGGCCAUCGAGUACUUCAAUGGGGGCCCCCCCGCAGAGACCGACUUCGGAGGAGACUAUGGGGGUACCCAGUACAGCCUCGUGGUGUUCAACACCGUGGACUGCGCCCCCGAGUCCUACGUCCAGUGCCACGCGCCCACUAGCAGCGCCUACGAGUUCGUCACGUGGUUGGAUGGCAUUCAGUUCAUGGGCGGCGGAGGCGAGAGCUGCAGCCUCAUCGCGGAGGGGCUGAGCACAGCUCUGCAGCUUUUCGAUGACUUCAAGAAGAUGCGGGAGCAGAUAGGCCAGACACACCGGGUUUGUCUCCUGAUCUGUAACUCGCCCCCGUACCUGCUGCCGGCUGUGGAGAGCACCACGUACUCGGGCUACACCACGGAGAGCCUGGUGCAGAAGAUCGGCGAGCGAGGCAUCCACUUCUCCAUCGUAUCCCCUCGGAAGCUGCCAGCCCUGCGCCUGCUCUUUGAGAAGGCGGCCCCGCCGGCCAUGCUGGAGACGCAGCCAGCAGACGUGAGCCAGGACCCCCGGCACAUGGUGCUGGUGCGGGGGCUCGUGCUGCCUGUUGGAGGAGGUUCUGGCCCGGGACCCCUGCAGCCGAAGCAGCCCGUCCCACUGCCUCCAGCACCCCCUCCUGGGGCUUCCCUCUCUGCGGCGCCCCCCCAGCCACUGCCUCCUGUCUCCCAGCCUUACCAGGUGCCCAGUAACCUCAGUGCUGCCCAGGUGGCUGCCCAGAAUGCCGUGGAGGCUGCCAAGAGCCAGAAGGCAGGAUUGGGCCCUCGCUUCUCGCCCAUCAACCCUCUGCAGGCAGCAGCCCCUGGAGUGGGCCCCCCGUUCAGCCAGGCCCCGGUUCCUCCGCUACCUUCUGGUCCUCCUGGGGCUCCCAAGCUGCCUCCCGCCUCCCAGCCCAACCUGGUGGCAGCGGUUGCCCCUGGGCCCGGGCUGGCCCCGUCUGCCCAGCCUGGAGGGCCCCCCAUGGCUGGCCCCGUGGCUGUGGCCGGAGUGAGCGGCCCGGCCUCGGCUCAGCUGGGCGGCCCAGCACUCGGGGCAGGGCAGCAGUCGGUCACCAACAAGGUCCUGGCGUGGAGUGGCGUUCUUGAGUGGCAGGAGAAGCCCAAACCAGCCUCGGUGGACGCCAACACGAAGCUGACAAGGUCCCUGCCCUGCCAGGUCUACGUGAACCAGGGAGAGAACUUGAAGACGGAGCAGUGGCCCCAGAAGCUAAUCAUGCAGCUCAUCCCACAGCAGCUGCUGACCACCCUGGGCCCCCUAUUCCGGAACUCCAGGAUGGUCCAGUUUCAUUUCACCAACAAGGACCUGGAAUCUCUGAAGGGCCUUUACCGCAUCAUGGGCAACGGCUUUGCCGGCUGCGUGCACUUCCACCACACGGCGCCGUGCGAGGUGCGCGUCCUCAUGCUGCUCUACUCGUCCAAGAAGAAGAUCUUCAUGGGGCUCAUCCCCAAUGACCAGAGCGGCUUCGUCAAUGGGAUCCGCCAGGUCAUCACGAACCACAAGCAGGUGCAGCAGCAGAAGCUGGAGCAGCUACAGCAGCAGCCCCCCCCACCGCAGCCGCCCCCCCGUGGGAUGGGGGGGCCACAGGCCCCCCCCGGCCUGGGCCCCCUCCUGGAGGAGCAGCAGCGGCCCCCACAGAGCCUGCUCCAGCUCCGCCAGCCACAGCCACAGCCCCCAGGUGGGGUAGGAGUAGGAGUGACGGGGGCGGGCGGCCAGCCUCAGCCUCCCCCAGGCCCUGCCCAGCCCCCUCCCGGAGGUCCCCCCCCAGGAGCACCCCCUCCUGGAGCUCCUCCUCCUGGGCCUCUGCUGCGGCCCCAGAACCCGGGCGCCAACCCCCAGCUACGGAGCCUCCUGCUGAACCCACCACCACCGCCAGCAGGGGGGCCACCGCCCCAGGCCUCCCUUCACCACCUGCAGCCUCCAGGAGCCCCGAGCCUGCUGCCUCCCCCGCACCAGGGCCUGGGUCAGCCGCCCUUGGGCCCUCCCUUGCUGCACCCUCCACCUGCUCAGCCUUGGCCGGGACAGCUUCCCCCGAGGGCCCCUCUGCCAGGUCAGAUGCUCCUGAGCGGAGGCCCCAGGGGUCCCGUCCCCCAGCCUGGCCUGCAGCCACCCAGCGUCAUGGAGGAGGACAUCCUCAUGGACCUCAUCUGAGGCCGCCCCCGUGUGGCAGCCCAAUAAAGCUUCCUUGUCCCA
Gracilinanus agilis (Agile Gracile Mouse Opossum) is the source of this 2346-nucleotide messenger RNA. It is a transcript of the gene MED25, whose product is annotated as mediator complex subunit 25. The record is from RefSeq and is a predicted model, not a curated record. Gene Ontology annotation, biological process: positive regulation of transcription by RNA polymerase II. The transcript has 18 exons. Gene Ontology annotation, cellular component: transcription regulator complex; mediator complex. Bases 25 to 2304 code for a protein of 759 amino acids. Lineage: Eukaryota; Metazoa; Chordata; Mammalia; Didelphimorphia; Didelphidae.